Heterotrigona itama is the source of this 1499-nucleotide messenger RNA. The record is from the annotation of a GenBank genome assembly. Lineage: Eukaryota; Metazoa; Arthropoda; Insecta; Hymenoptera; Apidae.
AUGGAGGAUAACAAAAAUCGCAGGUACCAAGAUAACGGCUGCUCGUUCGUCGUGGAAGUGCAGCCAAGCUAUCAGAACGAGGAACCUGAAGCUAACAAAGGAUCCACCGAUGACGUGACUGCCGGGGUUACUGAUCAGCAGGCUCUCGUUCACAGGGAAGAAAUUCCGGAGGAUAGAGCACCAGCGGACCCGUGUGAUCCAGGUUUCGAGAACACGAGACUAUUCGGUAGCACGAACACGGGGCUGUCGCAGUCGGAUCUUUCGAUCUCCAGCCAGGGCUCGGUUAAUCCCAGCUAUCGUUAUGGAAAUCAAGUGGAAUACGAUGCGGGCCAUCUGGGUUACCCGAUGUACGGCGGUAGCUACGAAUCCGACACGUUAUCGCGCAAACUCGAGGGUGGCUCGAAAUGGGUGGAAUUCGACAAAUCACCAGACACUGAGAAAACCUUGCUGAAUGUGUCAAAAACGUCAAGCAUGGAGAAAGACGCCGAGGAAAGCCCGUCGAUGAUGAGCAAACAGAACAAUCUGGACGUGUCCCAGGGUUCUGGAGGAUCCAUGGAUCAGCAGGACUCGACAGACGCCAGCAUCUCCACCGACACGGUUCGCUCGAAUCCUAAUCUUCAAGUGAACGGAGCCACGCCGAACAAGCUCGAGAUUAUGGAGCAGAAGGCGCUCAGCUACGACUUCGGGAAAUCGGAGAGCAACAAGCCGGUGAUAACCGGGGCGUUGUUGAAGGACGACGUGCAAGAGGACACGUUUCAGGAACAGCAACGGAAGCUGGGCAAUGGCACUUUGACGCCGGAGCACAAAGAGGACAGACCGAAGAAUCAGAAGCCGGAGAGUUGCACGUUUGUGCCGAGCCACAAACGGAGCGGAAGCAUCCCGCCGCGAUUGAUCGAGGAAACGCUGGAUCUGGAUCUGGAACCAAAGAAAUCGUUGGACAUCUACAGUCAGAUUAAAACCAGCACUAAAAGCAUACUUCCGGCAUUGAGCCCGAAGUUCGAGCUCCUUCAGAACGAAGUUAGUCCGAUCGAGGAGAAGGAGAGUUAAUGGGGAUGGUUGGUUGCACUCAAUGGCGUCUCAAUAGUAAACCAAAGUCAACGGGCAUCAUCGAAGGGACAUCGAACGAGCAUCGACGAGACCGAGCUUUUCUCGAGGACACCAUGGACACCAAGCAUCGAUUUCACAUUCAAGUUCGUCCACGUUGUAACGAUUUUCUACGAGAAUUCGAAAGAGCGUUCGCACAGAGCCAAAUCAAAACGAGCGAUGGCCACGGGUGGCGGCGAAUCUGAUUCACUGCGUCAGACGACGCUCUUCCUCCACCCUCGUGGAGAACACGAUUUUUAUUUAACGAAAAAGUCCAAACUCUCAUUGUAGAUAUCUCAUCAACGCCGAAACUCACUGACGACGUCAGUGGAGAUUUUAUCCGAGGUUUUCUGAAAAGAGAAAAGGGGGUACCAGAAUACCGAGUCGCGCCAGGUAUUCCCAGAUCGUUGCGUCGC